Molecule: messenger RNA, 10311 nt
Organism: Symbiodinium sp. CCMP2592
Lineage: Eukaryota; Dinophyceae; Suessiales; Symbiodiniaceae
Source: the annotation of a GenBank genome assembly
AUGCACUCAGAGCGGGUUGAUGAGUUCAAAGAGCAUGCGGGCCCCUGGCUGACUGUGUAUGGGCCUCUGCUGACCAUCCACCGCGGUGUCUCCGAAAUGGCGGUUCGUGGAGUGACUUCGAGUCGAGCUCCUGGGUGUGACUCGCAAAGCCUUCGACUGACGGUAGCUGUUCGAGCUGGCUGGAUUCCCAAAGCAAGUAAAGGAAGCGGCACCUGCACACGUGCAGUCUUGAGCCUUCUGGGGCAGCGUGUGGUCAGUGCCAUCCAAACGGGUGAGGACGUGGACUAUACGUGCGCACUAGAUCGUCACAUUGCACUGCCAGAUGACACUGAAGAGGCAUCGCAGCUCCUCGAUCUCAUCCAGGAAGCUGUUUGUAGCGUGGAUGUCAUCGAGGAGGCGCAUCCAGACAUGCUUUUCAGCCCAGGCCGGGCUAAUUCAAGAGUACUCUGUGGCAAUCGUGUAGCUCUGUGGCGGCUGCUUUCGACGCAGAGCGAGAUGCCGACGGAGAAGUCUCCCAGAUCUGCAGAACAUCGACUACUUGGCUUCAAUAGCCUAACAACUUCGUGGCGAAUUCCCUUGUCGAGCAGCCAAGAAGAUCAAAUUGGGAAGAAGCCGUUUGUGGACAUCGAUGUGCGCUCUGAACACGCUGCUGUGGCAUCGUCUCCCCCCUUCGGCUGCCUUGGUAUUGCAGCGCCGGUUGGCGACAUGGUCGAGCAACCCGACAAGCCGAAACCGUACUUCUUGCAGAUACGGCUGGGUGAGUUGAAAGCGGGGAUCAUGGCUAAGCCGGAGGACGUCCGAAUAGAGCUUCGUUGCGCUGGUCUCAAGGUGUUUUCCGUGCCGGCUGGCGAGCCGUGCUUGCUGGAAGCAAAAGGCUUUAUGUCCUUCCAAGGAGAGAAACUGCUGCUCCCAUUACCGCCCGAAGUGGUGGACACAUCCGGACAGCUUCCACCAGUACACCUCUUGGUCAAGUGUGCGAAGAGCAAGGAUGCCCCACAACCGAUGAAUUUCCAAGAUAUGCUUAAGCUUUCCGGACGCGCUGUCCAGAAGCACUCGCCUGAGGUAUCCAUUCUGCAUGCCAAGCUUCUGCUUGAAAAUUUAGACUUCGACGAUGCGAGCCAUCUUCGGCCGCUGGCCUUGUGCGAAGUGACGGAAACUCCGCACGAAUCGGUGCUUUCGCAACUGAAGGAUACGGCCCUCCCGGCACACGUGCCGUCACUGUCAGUCGCUGCUUGCCUUCGAGAUGAUCUUCCGCAGAUCAGCGGGGAGCAAGGUGGUAGGGUUUACAUUGGCGAUGCAGGGACUCUAUCGGUGGAAGAGGUGCUGACAUACCCUCGGAGCGAAGCAGAUUUUCGCGACAGCCUGGCUGAUGGACGCUGGGACGAGCGGCGGGUCGGCCUUGCAGGAAUUCCUCUCCGCUGGCCGCGCACAGCCGUCGAGCUGGCCCACUCGCGGAUACCACCAGAUACAAAAACGCUGGUGAAGCUGCUCCGGAAGCCGCCGGCCUUCGAGAAGUGGCCACGAGCUGAAGCAGUUCCUCCAAAAUUCGCAGUGGCAGCAGAUGAGAACGAGUGCGACUUUCGUCGACGGCAGCUGCCGGCGACCUGGUCCAGGGUGCAGGAGGCCUUGGCACAGCAGGAGCGGCACCCAGAGUUGGGAGGCCUCGGCCGCAACACCAAGCAGCCCAUCAAAGCCAGGGCCGCUGAGGCCACCUCUACCUUUCAGAGCUCCCCCAACACCUCGUUUGCUCCAAGCAUUGCAGGCAAAAGACCCUUCUUGCAAGGGCCUCAAUCGCGAUUCGCUGGAUCUGUGCAGUGUGUGGGUUCCGUCUGCGUUUGCAACCUGAAGGUCCAGGAGUUAACACACGUGCUCCGGGAAGUCGUCGUCACUGUCUUGGCAGUGUACAACGACUCGUCCUCAGUUUCAGUGGGGCUUCUUCAAGCUCAUCUCAAUUGGAGUCUCGUCGUGCUGAUACCUGGCCUUUUUGCGCUGCCUAAUGCAACAAUCAUGAACAUGCGACUGCAAGCCGGGCGAUGCAUCGAUGCAAAGCUCAACCAUCGCACGGGGCCAUGUCGAGGCAAAGGGUGUCAAGAUGCCGCAAAUCAGUGGGUGGUACUGAUUCAGAACAUGUGGGACCGUCUCAGCUGGGAGACCGAUGCCACAACACCAAUCAAUUCGGCCAAAAUGGUUCGUCUGUUCGUCUUGUUGAUCGGAGUUGGUAGCAAGCUCAGCAUCGAGGAUGGCACCUGCGAUGUGGAGCUGUCCCCUGCCUUUGUGCGGAACUGGCCCGUGCGCAUCGGCUUGCGGCUAAGAGUUGAACCUCCAAAGGCUGUUCGCAUGUUGGGAGUGGGUGGAACCAAGGCGCUACCGCCUGCCAGGUCGUAUCGCGUGGUCUUGCAAAGCCUGCCGGUGACCUCCAUCAAGGCAGAGCAGUCGGCUGGCUUUCAUGUCUACGAUGCCGCUGUCCUGAAGCCGCAAGAUGCGAUUGCGUCGUCGCUCCGUGGAUCCACCGCCCAGGUCCUCGGCGGCCCAGUUCCUCUCGAUGCUCUGGAGGAGGUCUGUCGGCACGAAUGGAAGCUGCACCUGCGUGCCGACAGCGAGGAGGACAUGAAGAGGUUGGUUGCCAACCUUCGGCAGUCUGUGAGGAUGCAUCAGCAGGCCCGGACAGCUGGUGGCAUCUCACUCACGGCCACAGGCCAACCAGUGCCCAAGGGCAGCGGCCAGCUCGAAGUGCUUCUCGUUCGUGCCAAGAAUCUAAUGCCGAGGGAGCCCGGAACACUCGUCGCAACCUUGAAGCACCGUCGCAUCGCCCUGUCUCAACAUUGCACGGAGGUGGCGAACUCCCUGGAUGCUUUGGCGGCAGGGAGGCCGAUCCUGCAGGUCAUGGGAGAGUUGCUGCGGCCUGCGAAGAACCUGGAGAUCUUUGUCCGGCUCCGCAUCCUCGAUGAUGCAGAGGUCGUUUCCAUGGAUGGGCACCAGUGCUUCGACUCCCCAACACGGGAGGGUUCAGCAAGCCCCAGCUGGAGUGGACUUGACCAUGGAGGGCAGCACGACGGCUGGGUCUUCCGUAGCCAAAUCUUCCUGCCCGAAAGGAUGCCGAACCUGUGGCUGGAGUUGGAAGUCAUCAACAUCGGAAUUGCCGGCGAAGAGCUCGUGGGCAGGGUCAAAGUGCCCAUCACAAAGAAGAACUUUCUUACCAAUGCCAAGGCGCCUUUCAGGAAUCUUUGGCUGCCCUUGGCCUUGCCUUUGCCAGAUGCCGAUGGGAAAUGGCGGGUCACAGAGUGUGGAGACGUUCAGAUCAUGACGAAUGCUCUGCACAGCUCUGCUUGUGUGCCGAUCGGGGAAUUCGCAGUGUGGCUCAAACUGCACCGCGCUUGCAAUGGAAUGGACAGUGCUGCUCAACUGCUUCGUCAAUCGCCCAUACAUGUCUCAGCGGGGAAUCACACGAGGGAAGCAUUGACGCAGACAAUGUCAACGGUGGACAUGGUGGUGGAAGGGGCUGGAACAGUCCUUGCGAUGUUCUUUCUUUCCUCUCCCAUGCCACAAGUCUGGCAAGCACAGAAAACUCCGGCCAAGGUCGACCUGGUCAAUCCGAUUACCAUUCUCUCAAUGUACGCUAACUGUGCUGCGCAGGUUGUCUAUGGAAUCUAUCGACCUUUGCCAGCAGCGGUGCCCUGCAACCUUUAUGGUUUGGCUGUUUCGUUAUACUACUUGGGUUCUUGCUGGUGGUGCGCCGCGAAGUUUAGUGGGGCACUUCAGUGGAACUCGGCGGCAGCAGGUGGAACAGUUGGCUCGGUCGCAGUGUCCCUGCUGAUGUGGCUUUAUGCCGCCUUUGAGAUCCACCAGAACGCUGCGGAGCACAUCGGCUCGUUGGCCCUGGUCCUGAACGUCUUGGUCUUCGCGGCGCCUCUCUCGGCUCUUCAGCGAGUCUUGCGGGACCGCACCUCUGAAUCCCUGCCACCCUUGCAAACCGUUCUGGGACUUCUUUGCAGUGUGUGUUGGUGUGGCGUUGGGUUGAGACAUCAGAGCAUGCCCUUGUGGGUGCCCAACGCCGUGGGCAUUCUUCUGUCUUUGGUCCAGCUUUCGCUCAUCAUGGCUUAUCCUCGGGUUAAGCCUUCCAAAGAGGUGCUCUUCGAAGACGAGAUCUGGAGGCUGCUUCUUCAGAUGCUGGCCAUCGGGGCAGUCAUGGUACUGAUGGUGGCAGGGCUGCGCUGCCAGAGCACUGCAGAGUUGGACGGCAGAGUGGACGGGGAGCUGGGCCAGCUUUCUGGUGCCUCCACCUCAUCCUCUGCAUCCAUGAGCUACUUGAAGACGUAUCUGCGGGGCGAGCUGGAAGCGGCCGAGGGCGGUGCUCGGUGCAUACGAACUUGCGGAAGCGAUGGCGAAAUUUCCGGAAGUGAUCUUGCGCUGAUCCUCGAGCCUGCAGGCUACAACCCGAACCUGGCUGAUUGCCAGGGAUCGGCUGACGAGGCCGCCCUCGAACGUGCUGUCUCGAUGGCUAUGCUGCAGCCUCGCCUUCAAUGUCAGGAAGAGCGGAGCCUCCAUAGCUGGAGAGCUUUCCGAAACAAGCUGAAGUCCGCCGGUUUGGCCAAGGCCCCCUUGGCAGAGCUCAGACUCUACCGUGCUGGCUUGGGUGAGGCGACGGCAGGGGAUCAGAACGAAGUAGAAGUCGAUGCUGAGCUGCUGCUUUCGCAGGCAAGUUGGGAAGAGCAGCUGAAGGGCUUGCUCCGCUCCGGGGUCCCGGACAAGUACAGAUCGCAGGUCUGGCUGGAUCUGUCAAUGGCAGCACGCUCUCGUGCAGAGUGGCCCGAAGGCAGCUACAAUGCUUUCCUUGACUGUGGGAAGCAGCUGGUCAACGCAUCCGUGCAACAAUUGCAGCAGGACGACAGCCUGACAGCGCUGGAUUGGGAACCUUCAAAGGAUCCAGCAGCUGUAGAAGCGCACCGACAGCUUCUUCAGAAGGCCCGCAGUGUCUGCUUGGCACUCAUUGGCUUCUCCUCCGAGUCUGCGGAACAAGGUGCAGGUAUCGCUUACACGCAGAGUUUGUUGGAAAUUGCUUGUCACCUACUCCCGGGCAAGAAGGACUCGUUCAUGUCACCAACGGCGGAUGAUCAGGUGAAGCGGGCCUUGUACACCGAAUUAUGCCGAGCCACACGGCCGGUGGCUGUGCAGCGCAUCGUAUCCUCCUUGCAGAAGCAACAGUUGGUGGUCGAUAAUCGGGAUGCCACGGUCGUCGUACAGAGGCUUGGCAAGUGUUCUCUGUGGGACAGCGCGCUGGAUGCAGUGAUGCGACUUGCAUGUCCUGGCUUGCUGCAGCCGGACGCCGUCUUGCUGGGUGCCAUGGUGACAGCAUGUGGACGAGGCAGUGCUUGGACAAAGUCCCUCCUUUGCUUGGACUUGCUGGCCGAGUAUGGCAUCGAAAAGGGUAUCUUUACGGUAAAUGCUGCAGCUAAUGCCUGCUUGGAAAGUUCAUGGCCUCGGGCCUUAGAGCUUUUGCGAGAGAACGCAUACUUGCGGCUGAACACGGUGAGUUACAACAUCUUGCUUGGUGCUUGUGAGCGCGGUGGCAUCCGGGGCAUGCGAGACUCCGUACUCUUGCAAAUGCAGAACUCACUAGUGCUGCCGAGCCUCGUGACAUACAACUCCUUGAUUACCUUGUGUGGAGUUGAUAACGAGUGGAAAUCUACGUUGAAGUAUCUGAAAGAACUCCGACAAGGCCAGCAGGAGCUUGAGCCGGACAUCAUCUCCUACAAUGCUGCAAUCAGUGUUUGCGGGACGUGCUCGCAGUGGCAGCCUGUCCUUGCUCUUUUCGGAGAUAUCGCCAAGCACGGGCUGAAGCUCGAUGCAUUUUCACUCGGUGGGGCGAUUGCAGGAGCAGCCAAGUCGCGCAGAUGGCGCUUUGCAAUGUCACUCCUGCAGCUCGUGUGGCCCGCUGGCCAAGCUGGCUCCAUUGGGAUCCGGCCGAAUGUAGUCGUUUGCAGCUCUGCCUGUGAUGCGCUUGCACAAGGACACUGGGAGAGAGCCGUGGGCUUUCUCGCUGACAUGGCGUGUGUGGCUCUGCUGCCGAACGCAUUUACGAUAAGCUCUUCCAUCGGGGGCUGCGGCCGUGGCCAGCAGUGGGCAAAACCCCUGCUUCUGCUGCGAUGGAUGGCGGGCAGAACAGGUCUGUCUUGUCUACCGGAAGGAGUUUCCGCCACUAUCGGGGCCUGCGCCCAGGCCAAAUGCUGGCAGGCCUCCUGUGCCUUGCUGCAGGUGUUAAGACGGCAACCAUCGGGAGAGCGGCCGGGGGUCCUGGCAUACAACGCAGUGCUGGGUGCCACGGCAUCCUCAGAAGGUGAGGCAGGUAGCAUCGACGCACGCGGUGUUUGGAAGUGGUCUCUGCGCCUCUUCUGGGAGCUUUCCAAUGCCGCGACAAGCGCCGACAUCAUCAGCUUCAACUCCGGGAUAAACGCAUGUCAAACUGGUGGCUCUUGGCCGGGAAGCCUGACUUUGCUACGAAGACUGCAUGAAGCCAUCCUGCAGCCAGACUUUCUCAGCUUCAGCUGCGCGGUCGAAGCCUGCAGCUGCGGACGUAAAUGGGAGGUAGGAUCUUCCUUGCUGGCCACCAUGCAAAAGCUGCCCCGAAGUGAGGGACCCAACAUAGCCGCAGCCUACGAGGUGUUGUUGGAAGCCUUGGAGUCAGGAGGAUCCCUCCCAGCUGCACCGCGGCUUCUGGCAGAACUGCAGCUUCGGACGGAAGAAAGCUACAUAUCGCGCCGGGACAAAAAAAGGACCGGCAGUCGAUGUGGCAGCUCACUCAUAUGCCUCGUGCAACUUACGCAAGAUUAUGCGAGUCUCUCGGAGCAAGAUCUUUUCUGGCUUCUUCACGCGCUGGCCUACUCCAACUCGAACGGAGCUUUUCGGGACUACUUCUGCCCCGCAGCUCCCGGAGACGGUGUGAACUCGGCCUUGGGCAUGGCGGAGGACACAUUGCUUCUGGAUUGUGCGCUGGCCAUUCAUGAGCCCUUGGUGCGAAGACGCCUGGUCAUGCUGGGGAUUCCCACAUCGGCGCUCUUCUGGACGUACUUCGGCCGGCUCUUUGCAGGGGUACUGCCAAGAGCCUCCUUCUGGCGGCUGAUGGACGUGUUGGUCGGUGAGUCAGCCGAUCCUGAGGCUUGCCCACACGGGCGCCAUGUGUUGGUGGACCUGUCCUUUGGCAUCCUCCAACGUGCCCGAGAUGGCAUCUGCGCGUGCAACUCUGCGCUUGAAGUCACGUCUCUCGUGCGAGCUAGACUCGCCUCUUUGCUUGACCCGGAGGACUUGAUGGACAUCCUCGUUCAAGCCGAGGCCUUUCUUUGGCAAGGUUUCAGCCGACAUGAGGUCCUGAGUAUGUGGAGCGCUGCGUCUCAGGAGUUCACAAGGUUCUGUCGCCAACGGCAGCGGCAGGACAUGGUCGUUCAGCAGCUGCAUGCCUUGAACCCAUUGAAGCCCCUCGGCGAGUCUUCGGAUGCCGCGCCAAGGCCGCUGACGACGCACUUCGUCAUUCAAUCGGUGGUGCCAACGAUGCAGAAAGCCUUGCUGCUUCACACCAACUGCGCGCGUGCGGCCCUCCGGCAGCUCCCAGAGGAGCUGUUGAGCAUCGUGCUGGGUCCGAUGGUGGACCCUUCGGCCCAGGCUGACGUCGGGAAGAGCGUCGCGCAGAUCGCUUCAAUGGUCAUGUCCUCCGCGCUGGGCCUGCGCGGUCGCCCGGGUGCCGCCGCAGAGCUUCCCGACGUGCGCCCAUGGAAUUGCUUGGGUUCUUCACCGGAGCCAGAGUCCUUGACGUCAGAGAGGUUCUCUGCAGCGCUGACGGAGCACUUUCCAGGCUGGAGCGAGAAGGCCGAGGAGCUCUUUGCAGCAUUUCGCUGGGAUGCAUGGGCAUCGGAAGCAGUCUUCGAAAAUCACAUGAGCUUGAACGAGUUCUUCCUUGUCCUCAUCUGCUGCUCUCAAGGCAGUGUGACCGAGAAGGCCUCCGCCUUCUUCGAGUUAUUUGCAGGCCCCGCCAGGCCGGAUGCUGUGGAGUCAUACCCCCACCGGAUACCCAUCUCGCGGGUGGCUGAGCUGGCCGGUGGUCCACAGGAGGAGGAGGCCUUAGCAGCCUUGGGGCGGGUGUGUGGCUCCCUCCCGCCGCCGCGGGAAUCACCUGCACUGGAGAUUGAGGCACUGGGCAAGACGGCCACUUGGCCGGACGAGCUUUCGUCCGCUCAUUGUGGCCAUUUGUUCGAUCAAGCCCUCUUCUCCAAGAGCGGGAGCUCCUGCGAGCAGGACGAGGUGGGAAAGGGUGGCAGCUUCGCACCUGGCCUGGGCCUGUGGCUGCUUGGUGUUUCAGGGAACGAGCUGAACCCGGCCAUCGGGACAUUGGUUCUCUGCGCCGGUGGCCUGAAGCUCUUCAGUGCUGAGCGGCUUUCAAGGCCUUGGGUGCGUGCAGUCGUCUAUGACGAGGAUGGGCUUCGAAGGUUUCCGGUUCUUCGUGGACAUCAGAGCAUGGGUCAGAAGGAUGGUUUGCUGCCAAAGUGGGCGCAGGGCUCUUUUGCGGCCUCGAUGACGUGGACGCAGGAGGCUGUACGCUGGAACGGCGACAGACAAGAGUGGAACUGGGUGUCCCCUGCAAACAUCUUGUCUUCAACAGAUGAUCUGCUGGUAUGUGGCGGCACGGUCUUACCACCCCAGCGACCAGGCAGCCAAAAGGUUGUCACCCUGCAGAGCUGCCGUUUGAUCUCUGAUGUAGGCUGCGCAUACCUCUCAAGCCGCCAAGUGGCUCAGAUUGCUGACCGCUGCUUUCACAGAGAUGCCAUAUGUGCCGCCCUCCUGGAAGCCCUGUUGGUGGAGGGUGAGGAUGUGCCUUCAUGCGGCAUUUCACGAGAGUACUGUGACGAGCAUGGACGAGGAUAUGUGGACAUCAACACAUCCAUACUGAUGGAGUUGGAGAAGCAGAUCUUUGAACGUGAAGGCAGCUUGAACCUAUGGGAAACUGCCGAGUCCGUUGCGGCCGCCUCUCUGCAAACUCUGGACGUGCCUUUUGACCCCUUCCCGGAGCGCGAGAAGCUGCUGUGCCUCCACUACGCCCGUGCCGGAGACGGGGAACGGCUUCGAAUCACUCUGAAGGUUGGCAAGGACGGCCAAGUCAGCGCGGAACAGGUACUCAUGGACUCAUCGUCUUACGAGUCGCUCGCGCUGAGCAAGAAGGAGUUUAUCUCUUGCAUCGAAGCUUCCCCCUUGCUGAGUGAGCCGCUACGAUGCUCACUGCUUCAUGUCCGAACCUCUGACAGCUUCCAGACAGGAGCUGAUCUCGUCCAAGAUGGCUUUCGAAGGACAAGGAGUCCGCUGAUGGGUUCCAUCGUGGGACUGCUGGGAAGCGUAGGAAAGGCAGAUGCUUUGGCUCUCGAUGUUCUCGUGGAAGACAACACAUCUUCGGGCAGUCCCACGUCACAAAGCUCCGUGAAAAACAAAGGAUUGCCCCUGCUGUUUGGAGAUCUUCUAAACCAAGCAGCAACAGGAGCCACGAAGACGCCAAGACUGGCACUCGAAACGGCCAUGGAUGGUGGAGGCCAUGGCGUGAAGGUGUUUUUGAACGACACGUUUCGAGACUUCCUGGCGAAAGUCCAAGAGGCUUGCUCCAAGCUCGGGAGAAGCCUUUCAAGCCAGCGGGUGGUGCAGGUGCUGGAAUCGGCCAAGAGAUACAAGAGUGUUAGCAUAGGGCCGGAGCAUCAGGUCUUUGCGUUCAUGCCCCCGGUGAACCCCGACCCCAAGGACGGUCUGGGGGCUCUGAUGGGUGCGCUUGCCGACCAUGCCAGCUGGUUCCCGUUGGACAAGGACCUGACUUUUCUCGACUAUGUCACAGCUUUCUCCCGUUACAAAUCCAUGCCGCCGUUUCUCCGGGUGGUGCGGGCGGAGGAGAUCUCCGAGGGCGUAAACGAGCACAGCCUGCCGGUCACAGGCCCGUCUCGCUGGAGGCGAGGCAUCGGGCGAGCACACGCAAAAGCGCAUUUGUGCUUCCGAGAGGCAGAGUUGGCGCUUGCACCAACACCAAGACCUCUCACAAGAGUGGAGGUGCUGAGAACCUCCGUUUGCGCAGUCCGGUCUCUUGCAAGCCAGCUACUUGCAGGUAAGUGCUGGAGCCUACCGACACCUGGGGGCUUCGCCGAGAGGCACUGCAAGUUCGAUAGGCUGCCCGGGUCUGUCUGUGCGCUGUGCUGUGACAGCAGGGCUCUCGCCGAGCCUCUGAAAACGACUCAUCACUGCUGGACGGGCGGUCGGGUGUGGAUGAGAGCUCACCUGGGUCGCAAUAGUUAA